ACACCCACACCCGACGCGGGUACUUAUAGGUCCUGCCUCCCUCGAACCUUCCUCCCACGAUAUCUCAUAAUCCUCGCCCUUCGCAUCCUGAGCACCUCACAGCCCGUCGCCGCACCAUGGCGAGCGCGAACAUGUCAUACGAGCUCCCUCCGCUGCCCGACUACACGCUCAAGCCUCUCCCGCCGCUUGUACCCUGGGCCUCGGAUGCGAUUCUACAGGUCCUGCUUCCGUUUGCGGGCUACUGGGCCGUCUCGCUGAUAUUCCAUAUCAUCGACGUAUGGGAUCUCCUCCCGCAGUAUCGACUGCAUACACCGGCCGAGGUCCUGAAGCGCAACCAUGUUUCGCGUUACGAGUGUUUCCGGGAUGUCAUCCUACAGCAAGUCAUUCAAACAAUAGCCGGGCUCUUGCUGUCUCUAACAGACGAACCGGCAACCUACGGGAGAGCCGACUACGACGUGGCAUGGUACGCUCAGAAGAUUCGACUCGCACAGUGGGCAUUGCCUGUCGUUUUGGCUGCUGUGGGCUUGAAUCCGACUGCAUUGGCUUCGAAGGUUUCGGCAUCGUACCCAAUGGCCGCCGGUGCGCUCAAUGGAGGUCGAUAUCCGGGAUUAACCCAGACAAUAACACUCGCCGAUCAAGCGACUGUAGCUCCCGCCUUCGCAUCUUGGGAACUCACGUUGGCAAACAUCCUCUACUGGUAUGCCGUUCCGGCGUUGCAAUUUACCGCGGGUGUGGUCAUCAUCGACACGUGGGAAUAUGCCCUGCACCGGUCCAUGCACAUGAACAAAUGGCUCUAUGUGACUUUCCACUCCCGCCACCACCGACUGUACGUGCCUUAUGCGUAUGGCGCACUUUACAACCAUCCGGUUGAGGGCUUCCUCUUAGACACCCUGGGUGCUGGUAUCGCCUACCUCAUUACGGGAAUGACCAUGCGGCAGUCACUGUGGUUCUUUACCUGCUCCACUAUCAAGACGGUGCUUGAUCACAGCGGCUACGACCUCCCGUGGGACCCUCUCCAUUAUAUAUUCCCAAACAAUGCGGCCUACCAUGACAUCCACCACCAGAGCUGGGGCAUCAAGACAAACUUUUCGCAGCCCUUCUUCAUCUUCUGGGACAGGAUUGGUGGGACCAUGUACAAGGGCGAGGUCCAGUCGAAGUAUGAGCGAAGCCGCCGCGCCGCUGAGCAGAAGCUCGCCCAGGAAGAGGAAAAUAAGACCAAGGCAUUGCCUGCUGAAAAAGGGGCAAAUACCGCGCAGACGGCGGACUCUCAGCCCAUCUCAACGCCACGCAGCACACGCAAGAGGUCGCAGUCCUCGACAGGAAACCUGAAAGGGCUAAGAAACAAGGUCAACGAAAGUCUACACGGCAAAAGGGCCAACGUAUUGGGCGUCGAAAGCUCGCAUUAGACCCCCCUUUUUUAUUGUUCUUUGUUUGAGGCACAACAUUUUGGUUCGCAGAACAUACUUAUACCAGAGGUAAUGUGUAGUAUCUCCUGAUGUACAACUCCCUUCGAUUCAUUGUAUUAUUUGGAUACGGCAGGCCUAUUGGAAGGUCUUUGCCCCGUCCUAGAGCUGGAGGGCACGCAUUAUUUGAUCGCAAGACUGCUCGUUCGCUCAUGUAUGGUAUGAGGGGGUGGGUAACGGCGUUCCUAGGCGGCGCGGUUGG
Molecule: messenger RNA, 1665 nt
Organism: Trematosphaeria pertusa
Lineage: Eukaryota; Fungi; Ascomycota; Dothideomycetes; Pleosporales; Trematosphaeriaceae
Product: sphinganine hydroxylase-like protein Sur2
Exons: 2
Coding region: 117-1406 (429 amino acids)
Biological process (GO): lipid biosynthetic process
Molecular function (GO): iron ion binding; oxidoreductase activity
Source: RefSeq, a predicted model, not a curated record